AUGGGUGGUGAUGCAGGCCUUGGAUUCGGCGCAGCAGCCAUUGCCGUCGUCUGCUUUGGUUCUAACUUUGUACCUGUGAAGAAGUUCCAGACUGGCGAUGGCAUGUUCUUCCAAUGGGUCAUGUGCGCGGCCAUCUUCUGUGCUGGUGUCUGCGUCAACGCUGUCCGCGAGUCGCCCGAGUUCCACUACUUGGCAAUGCUCGGCGGCUUCUUGUGGUGUACAGGCAAUCUGUUCUCGGUCUUUGUCAUCCGCGCGGUCGGUCUCGGGCUCGGACUCUGCCUCUGGGGCUCGACCAACCUGAUCAUGGGCUGGGCCUCCGGCAAGUUUGGCCUGUUCGGCCUCGACAAGGAGCCGAUUGCCAACCCGGGCCUCAAUCUAGUCGGCGUUCUCGUUGCGGUCUGCGCCACCCUCGCGUUUGCGGCGGUCAAGCCCGACCUGUCGUCAGACGACGAAUCACGGAGCCGCGAGUCACGGGGCUCAGGCAACGUGCUGGCGACGGUGGCCGGGCGUGGCUCGGGCGUGGCGCCUGCCGUCGGCGGCCAGAAACGGAUCAACGCGGCGUCGCCCGAGACGGCACUGCUGGCCGGCGUUGCCGACCCGAGCGCAUCGCCGUCGGCGGCGUACUACAAUGUGGAUGAAGAGGCGCUGUUCGGGUCACCGCGGCCCGGGAUGGCAGCUGGCGACGGCGACGAGCGCGACGUCAUCGACGCCAUGGACCCGUUUCUCCGGCGCGCGCUCGGCAUUGCCGCCGCGCUCCUCGCCGGCACCAUGUUUGGUGUCAACUUUGACCCGCCCAUCUGGCUCAUCGACCACAACAAGGGCUCCAGCAAUGCGGUCGACUACGUCUUUGCCCACUUUACCGGCAUCUUUGUCACCUCGACGGUGUACUUUCUCGCGUACUGUGCGUACAUGAGCAACGCGCCGGUGAUCAACCCCAAGCUCGUCCUCCCGGCCUUUGCCUCGGGCCUCAUCUGGGCCAUGGCCGACAUCUCGUGGUUUGUGGCCAACACCCAGCUCUCGCUUGUUGUCGCCUUUCCCAUCGUCACCACCGGGCCCGGCAUCGUGGCCUCGCUCUGGGGUGUGUGCGUGUUCAAGGAGAUCCGCGGAACCCGCAACUUUGCCAUUCUGGGCGCAGCCUUUCUCCUUACCAUCAUCUCGGUCACCCUCAUCACCCUCUCGCGCAAUUGAACACGCACCGAGAGCCGCC
Messenger RNA from Thecamonas trahens ATCC 50062, 1207 nucleotides. RefSeq names its product transmembrane protein 144. The record is from RefSeq and is a predicted model, not a curated record. The transcript is spliced from 2 exons. The coding region runs from base 1 to 1188 and encodes 395 amino acids. Lineage: Eukaryota; Apusomonadida; Apusomonadidae. Gene Ontology annotation, biological process: carbohydrate transmembrane transport. Gene Ontology annotation, molecular function: carbohydrate transmembrane transporter activity. Gene Ontology annotation, cellular component: membrane.